UUAGAAAUUACUACUAUGCUUGAUCGAUUUGUAGGGUUUUGCUCACCCUUGUUUUCCUUCCUGUCACAGAAGGAUGCCCUGCAGUGGUCUCGCAAUCCGGCUGCAGUGGAGGGGGAGGAGCCAGAGGACACAGCUGAUGUAGAGAGCUGUGGGUCUAAUGAAACCAGCACUGUGAGUGGUGAAAAUGAUGUAUCACUUGAUGAAACAUCCUCUAAUGCAUCCUGUUCUACAGAAUCUCAGAGUCGGCCUCUUUCUAAUCCCAGGGACAGCUACAGAGCUUCCUCACAGGCAAACAAGCAAAAGAAAAAGACUGGUGUGAUGCUGCCUCGAGUUGUCCUGACUCCUCUGAAGGUAAACGGGGCCCACGUGGAAUCUGCAUCAGGGUUCUCGGGCCGCCAAGCCGAUGGCGAGAGUGGCAGCCCGUCCAGCAGCAGCAGCGGCUCUCUGGCCCUGGGCAGCGCUGCUAUUCGUGGCCAGGCCGAGGUCGCCCGGGACCCUGCCCCGCUCCUGAGAGGCUUCCGGAAACCGGCCACAGGUCAAAUGAAGCGCAACAGAGGGGAAGAGGUAGAUUUUGAGACACCUGGGUCCAUUCUUGUCAAUACCAACCUUCGGGCCCUGAUAAAUUCUCGGACCUUCCACGCCCUGCCAUCCCACUUCCAGCAGCAGCUCCUUUUCCUCCUGCCUGAAGUGGACAGACAGGUGGGGACGGACGGCCUGUUUCGUCUCAGCAGCAGUGCACUGAAUAACGAGUUUUUCACCCACGCGGCUCAGAGCUGGCGGGAACGCCUGGCUGAUGGUGAAUUCACUCAUGAGAUGCAAGUCAGGAUACGGCAGGAAAUGGAGAAGGAAAAGAAGGUGGAACAAUGGAAAGAAAAGUUCUUUGAGGACUACUAUGGACAGAAGUUGGGUUUGGCCAGAGAAGAGUUGUUGCAGCAGAACGUGGGCCAAGAGGAGGCUGAAAUCAAGAGUGACUUGCGAGUCCCAGGAGGAUCAGCACGGCCACAGCGUGGUCCAGCCACCCGGCAGCGAGACGGGCAUUUCAAGAAACGCUCUCGGCCAGAUCUCCGAACCAGAGCCAGAAGGAAUCUGUACAAGAAACCGGAGCUAGAACAAGGAGGGAUUGUUAAAGACACACAGUCUGUGGCACCUGACAUCCCCCUCUACAAGGAUGGGGAGGCUAAGACUGAUUCAGCAGGGGCAGGCAGUCCCCACCUGCCUGGCACAUCCUCUGCAGUGCCUGACUCCGAGGGUCCCAGAUUCACAGUGGAGACGGGAGCUUCUCAGAUCCAAACCGAUCCUGACGACCUGGCACGGGCCUCUGCCUCUUCAGACAGAAUUCCCAGCUUGCAUCAGGAGACUGUUGAUCAGGAACCUAGAGAUCAGAAGAGGAAAUCCUUUGAGGAGGCAGCCUCCGCAUCCUUUCCCGAAAAGAAGCCCCGGCUUGAAGAUCGUCAGUCCUUUCGUAACACAAUUGAAAGUGUUCACUCCGAAAAGCCACAGCCCACCAAAGAGGAGCCCAAAGUCCCGCCCAUCCGGAUACAACUUUCACGUAUCAAACCACCCUGGGUGGUUAAAGGUCAGCCCACUUACCAGAUAUGCCCCCGAAUUGUCCCCAUCACGGAGUCCUCCUGCCGGGGCUGGACUGGUGCCAGGACCCUCGCAGACAUUAAAGCCCGUGCUUUGCAGAUCCGAGGGGCGAGAGGCCACCACUGCCAUCGAGAGGCGGCCACCACUGCCAUCGGAGGGGGGGGUGGCCCGGGUGGAGGUGGCGGCAGGACCACCGAUGAGGGAGGUGGCAGAGGCAGCAGCAGUGGUGAUGGUGGUGAGGCCUGUGGCCACCUUGAGCCCAGAGGAGCCCCGAGCACCCCUGGAGAGUGUGCGUCAGAUCUACAGCGAACACAACUACUGCCGCCUCGUCCUCUAAAUGGGGAGCACACCCAGGUUGGAACUGCUAUACCCAGAGCCAGGAGGGAGCACCUGGCUUCUCUCAGAGAGGAGGAGAACUCCCUACAGAGGGCACCAGUUGCAAGCAGGCGAGAAGAUGUCUCCCAACUCCUCAUGGCUCCCACUGGGGACCAGCCAUGCCAGGCUUUGCCCCCACUGUCCUCCAAAACCCCAGCACCCGAGAGAUUAGUUGAGCAGCCUACCUUGCAUCUAGAUGUUAGAACUGAAGGUGAAUCUGAUACCACUUCCCGGGAAAGGGAUAAUAAAGAGCAAAGACCCACUCUUCUCCCUGAGGAUGGUCCUAUUCAGUCUCUGGUGGGGGAUGUUAUAUUAGAAGGAGGAACUGGCCAGGCUCUGGACAGGGACGGUAGUCCAACUAUGAAGGAUCCUGUGAAUGUGACCCCCAGUUCCACCCCUGAGUCGUCAUUGGCUGGCUGCGUACAGGACAGGCAAUUAGGACUUGGUGACUCAUGCCCACCCAUGAAGGGAAGAGCUACUAUACAAGAAGACCUAAAAACUGAGGCUGGCUUCUCCAAUGUGGGACAGCUCGAACCAGACUCCAGAGAGAACGUCCCAUCUGUCCAGCCCCAGGUUGGAGAAGAGUGGGAGAAGGCUGCUCCCCUCAUUCCUGCAUUGCCUGGGGGUUUGACAGCCGAAGAUGGUUUAGAUCUCCCCAGCUGUCCUUCACUUGGGACAGUGCCAUCUCACGGGUGCAGUGACAGCCCAGGGAACGACUGCCAACAGGUGGAAGUUGAAAACGUGAAAAUCAAUGGAGACUCUGAAGCACUGAGUCCUCACAGCGAAUCCACAGACACAGCCUCUGACUUUGAAAGCCACUUUUCUGAGAACAGCAGUGAUGCUGACCCUACUGAGGCCACAGUGAUGGAGAGGUCCUCGGUGGUGGACAAAGAGGAGAAACACGGUUGGAACCACUCUGCCUCACUUGCCAAAAUGAAUGGUGACCAUAGUCUGGUUAAAAGGACAGACAGGAUGGUUGCUCCUCAGAGCUGGGUGUCUCGCGUAUGUGCAGUCCCCCAAAAGAUCCCAGAUUCCCUGCUGCUGGCCAGUACCGAGUACCAGCCGAGGCCUGUGUCCCUGGGCAGGCCUGGGUCCUCAGUGGAGGCCACUAACCCACUCGUGAUGCAGUUGCUGCAGGGCAACUUGCCCCUGGAAAAGGUCCUUCCUCCAGCCCUCUCUGGCAGCAGACUGGAACCUCCACAACUCCCACUUGCCAAAGAGCAGGGAAUGGGAUCUUUGCAAGAUCCUGGGGGAAACAGUUGUGCGGUGGGCAGGAGCAGCCCCGGUCCUUUAAGAGCUUUGAAGGAACCUCUUCUACCCGACAGCUGUGAAGCCAGCACUGGUCUUGCCAGACUGGAGGCCACCCAGGCUCCUGGAACACCCCAGAAGAUUUCCAAGAUGGUCCCAAGUUUAGAUUCCCUAUAUCCAGUGACCAAUCUGACAGCUGCCUCUGGGCAAAUAGAAGUGGAUUCCAAAGAGCAGUUCUCUUCCUUUAGUUGUGAAGAACAGAAGAAAGGCCGAGAUCUGCCCCAGUGCAGUAAUUCAAAUGCUGCCCCAGGCAAAAGUCCAGGAAAUCUCACUACCUCGAGAGCCCCUUGUUUCUCAUCUCCAAAUGUGAUCUCCUUGGGUCCUGAUCAGACAGGCCGGGCCCGGGGUGAUCAGAACAGUGCUGGAGGUCAAGGGAAGAAGCUCUUUGGCUCUAGAAACCUGGCUGCAACCCUUCAGUGCCCCAAGCCUAUGGCGCCAGUGCCGCUGCCCGCUGAUGCCCCUCCUGGUUUUCCCAGUAGGAAGUUGGGGCCAAGUAAAAACUCUGUGUCUGGUGGGGUACAGACCGCCAGGGAAGACUGGGCUCCAAAGACACCACCUGCCUCUGUUGGCAGCAUCAAGAGUGAAAAGACUUUUGUGGGGGCGCCUCUCAAGGCAAAUGCAGAAAACAGAAAUGAAGCUGGACCCCGUGCUCGGGAUCUGGUGGAUCACUUGCAAGCGGUGCCCUUUGUCCUUGACCUGCCCUUCUGGAAAUUGCCUCGAGAGCCUGGGAAAGGGCUCAGUCAACCUCUCGAGCCUUCUUCUAUCCCCUCCCAACUCAACAUUAAACAGGCAUUCUAUGGGAAGCUUUCUAAACUCCAGCUAAGUUCCACCAGCUUUAAUUAUUCCUCCAGCUCCCCAGCCUUUCCCAAAGGCCUUGCUGGAAGUGUGGUGCAGCUGAGCCACAAAGCAAACUUUGGUGCGAACCACAGUGCAUCACUUUCCUUGCAAAUGUUCACCGACAGCAGCACAGUGGAAAGCAUCUCGCUCCAGUGUGCGUGCAGCCUGAAAGCCAUGAUCAUGUGCCAGGGCUGUGGUGCGUUCUGUCAUGACGACUGUAUUGGACCCUCCAAGCUCUGUGUAUUGUGCCUUGUGGUAAGAUAAUAAAUUAUGGCCAUGGGAAAAGUUGUAUAUUUAGUGUGUGUAUUUUGAUAAUGAUUGAUCUUAAGUCUGUAUACAGAGUAUCAUUGAUACAGUAGACUGUCUCUUCAGGCAGAAGCACUCUUGCCUCUCCCUAACAUUUAUAGUGCUAAAGGCCUCUGUCACUUAGCAACCUUCCUGUCUUGCUGGAGGGGCUUUCCACAGGGCAACUUGUUGGGCUGCAACUGGCCAGCUGAGCCCUCAUGUAGACAGAGCCUGGUGAGGGGUAGAGGGCCUGCCCGACACCCAGAGGGACCUGAAAUUGAAGAAAGAAGGUUGUUCUCCACACAGGGAACUAACCUACCUGAACUAAGUAGAAAUGUCAGUCUUCCGCCGCCCCCUCCCUGCCACCUUUCCUCCUGCUAUUCUGGGGAGGUGAUGGUUGGGGAAGAACCUGCACAGGGUUAAGGUAACUCCCAGCAGUGCCCACCAGGGGGCUCAAGUACCUGCUGACCUCAGGGUCACAGUUCAUUCUGAUGCCAGUUGAUGGAUUUAACCUUUGGUUCUGUUGCUGAAGCAAAUAUGGGACUUUGCUGACUCAUUACAACCCACUGGCCCACAGGAGCUUUUGGAACCUUUGAAUAGACCUGCUUGGACAAUAGGGUUGAGCAUAAGGUCAUCUAUCUGAAAAUCCCACCUGUAGACCUUGUCAGUCACAUGUCCAGAUGUUUGGCAGGUGAAUGCCUCUGCCUGACACCUUCCCGGUCACUUUGGACUCAUGGGAGCGGGCAUCUCCACACACCUAUGUAUCUGAAAAAUCAUUUUACAUUUCAAAGCAGUGUGUGUUUCUUAUUUUUAUAUUUUUAACUCUAUCCUUGGAUGUAUAAAGUGAAUUUUUUGGCUUCUGUAAGUAUGCUCUAUGCACCUCUAAUGUUUUAUCAUGUAUUUAUAUGUUGUACACAGUACUGGCCGAUUCUGUAAAUGGAUGUAUUAUAUAGACAACACGAACGUCUCUCCCUUACUUCACGUUUUGGGCAUCAUUGCAUUAAAGUGGUGUAAUAGACUUCUCUCCACCUGUGUCAGAGCCACUGCAUGCUGUGCUGCCCAACUUGAGUGAUUAACUUGUGAUCUGCCAGGUUGGCCCGGUGCCCUGUCAUGGUGCACCCGGGGGACCGGCCAGAGUCAGCCUGCCUGUCCACUGCUGAGCAAAUGCAUCUUGCUCCUCACAUCUCUUCUCCAACCUUCACUGGCUGCUCACUGCCAUAUGUGACAAAUCACCACCACCAGUGUUAAGUGCUUCUGAACUCAAGGGUGAGUGCCCUGGGCAGCCCCAGGUGGGCCUUCUAGACCUAGCUCCAGGGCCACUGCCUGUCAGCAAUACCUGGGACCAUGUUCUCCUGGGGCCAUAGAGCUCCUUUUGACAGCAGGUUGGGGAAGAAACAGGCAGGCCUGCUGCCUGCCUCUCUCCCGACACAUUUCUAACAAAUAGAUGUCUCCAUAGUUGUCUUUCCUCACCCUGCUUCCUGCCUUAUUUCUUGUACCUCAACUUGUUGCAGAGUUGAGUCCUUGUUUAACUCCAGUCUCCCUGUGUGAGUGCUUAUGUGUGAAGUAUAAAAUUGGUAUGACUUCAGCAGAUCUCAUUUCAUCUGAGAGGUCUUCCCUUUCCCAUUUCAUCCAGUGUGGCAUUUUUGUCAUCUGAAGCAUGAGUGAGAAGUUGGCAGUGUUGUGGUGAUUUCAAUGCAGUAUUGGCCAAGUCCAAGUUGUCAACUUUAAGAGUCUGUUUACCAAAGACAGGGAGCAGAGGCCCAAGCGUGUUUGAUCCUCUUCUUCCUUCUGUUGUGACCUUUGAGGCCACUCUAGGGUCUAGUCCAUGGGGCUGCCCAGAGAAAGCGCUGCUCUUGUAUGUCUCCUGUGGUUUUGGAAAAAUAAACCUGUACAACCUGCA
Myotis davidii is the source of this 6292-nucleotide messenger RNA. It is a transcript of the gene ASXL1, whose product is annotated as additional sex combs like 1, transcriptional regulator. Gene Ontology annotation, biological process: animal organ morphogenesis; positive regulation of transcription by RNA polymerase II. Gene Ontology annotation, molecular function: chromatin binding; DNA binding; peroxisome proliferator activated receptor binding. The transcript has 9 exons. Lineage: Eukaryota; Metazoa; Chordata; Mammalia; Chiroptera; Vespertilionidae. Gene Ontology annotation, cellular component: PR-DUB complex. The coding region runs from base 16 to 4371 and encodes 1451 amino acids. The record is from RefSeq and is a predicted model, not a curated record.